CCAGGAGGCACCAAACUGUUAGCGACAAAAACGCAGCUCUCGGUGACUCCCACUACCCUCCCACCCGCACUCCAGGCAUAUUUUGGAGGCGGCAGGAGCGGUGGCAGGAUGUGAGGCGAGCCUGGAGCUCAUUUCCAGGCGCCCCUCCCUCUUCGGAACUAAGGGAGACUUAUAGGCUUUUGCUCACUGACUGUAGGGUUCCCGGGAAAGACUGGGGAAGUGAACAGGAGGGAGGGAGGUGGACAGGCAGAGUCUGCACCUGCCUCCUGCGCCUCCCUUAGGGCGACAGGGCAGCUGGUGUUUCGCUCCUUCUGGAGUGUGCCUACCUUGCAAGUGGCGCGAGGGCCACAGGCUGAGGCGCCCGCGUCCAGGCGUGCACCGCUUGGCCGAGGCAAGGUGUUGCUGGAGCAAGGCUGCUCCGAAGCGAAGUCGCGCAAAAGGAAGAGUCUGGGAGGCAGGCGACUUAGGAGAGUCUAGUCACUAAGAGACAGAGAGAGGCGGCAUCUGCCAUUCUAACUGCGGAGCUGAGUGAUUUAGAAACCCUCCUUAACUCUCCCUUUCCAGCUUUCCCCAAAGUCCACAGAAGCUCUGCUGAACUCUAGAAAUCUUCCCUGGCCGGGGGGAAGUUUCCUGGCAUCAUCGUUGGCUAAGACAGGUAGUGGAGAAAACAGUCGGGGCUGUACUGGACGCUGUUUGGGGAGACGCGAUCUUCCUCUCGCCCCCUCCAGCCACUCCGACUGCCCGGGAAGUCCCAGCCCACGCUCUCCGGAACCUGGCUCUCCAUCUCGCCCUGGACAUGGAACUACGCAUCUGAGACCUGCUGGACGUUUUGCUGCCUGUUUUGCAAGACUCAGCUGUCAAGAAAAGUGAAGGAUGAAGCCACCAUUUCUUUUGGCCCUUGUGGUCUGUUCUGUAGUCAGCACAAAUCUGAAGAUGGUGUCAAAGAGAAAUUCUGUGGAUGGCUGCAUUGAUUGGUCAGUGGAUCUCAAGACAUACAUGGCUUUGGCAGGUGAACCAGUCCGAGUGAAAUGUGCCCUUUUCUACAGUUAUAUUCGUACCAACUAUAGCACGGCUCAGAGCACUGGGCUCAGGCUUAUGUGGUACAAAAACAAAGGUGAUUUGGAAGAGCCCAUCAUCUUUUCAGAGGUCAGGAUGAGUAAAGAGGAAGAUUCAAUAUGGUUUCACUCAGCUGAGGCACAAGACAGUGGAUUCUACACUUGUGUUUUAAGAAACUCAACAUAUUGCAUGAAGGUGUCAAUGUCCUUGACUGUUGCAGAGAAUGAAUCAGGCCUGUGCUACAACAGCAGGAUCCGCUAUUUAGAAAAAUCUGAAGUCACUAAAAGAAAGGAGAUCUCCUGUCCAGACAUGGAUGAUUUUAGAAAGUCCGAUCAGGAGCCCGAUGUAGUGUGGUAUAAGGAAUGCAAGCCAAAAAUGUGGAGAAGCAUAAUAAUACAGAAAGGAAAUGCUCUUCUGAUCCAAGAAGUUCAAGAGGAAGAUGGAGGAAAUUACACAUGUGAACUUAAAUAUGAAGGAAAACUUGUAAGACGAACAACUGAAUUGAAAGUUACAGGUAGGAAUUCGUUCUACAAAAUUAUGGCAAAUGAGAUUUUAAGUAUAAUUUGGUUUGGGAAGCAAGAGUUUUUUUCAGAGUCAACUUUCUGUGAAUUUAGAAUUGCCUGCAAAUCAAACAGUUGAGAAACUUGCUAUUAAUGAGUUGUACUGAG
Messenger RNA from Chlorocebus sabaeus (green monkey), 1724 nucleotides. The record is from RefSeq and is a predicted model, not a curated record. Lineage: Eukaryota; Metazoa; Chordata; Mammalia; Primates; Cercopithecidae.